AGGUUCCCAAAACGAAAAUGUCGUGCAUGUUAAGAGGAAUCCAAACGAGUGCGUUUCUUUUCCGUUUCUACCAACAAUUAUGAUUUAUUUUCAGCUACACUUCCCUCUCACAUCAGAACAACACUUCUCACAUCAACAAUCCUUCUUCCACAACCCAUUAUAACCCUUUGCGCUGCUCCAACUUCAACUUAUUGUCAUCAAAAUGGCAAUGCAAAUGAUGCUAUUGUGAUCUCUAGCUAAUAUUGGACCAUGAGUUGAAAAGGGGCAAGUGUUGUUAGUGUUUUGGAAUUAUUCUUUACAUCAACCCAUAGAUACAUGACUCAGAAGAUAAGCAUAAUAUAUGUUUUGGCUUUUGCAUGCAUGUAUCUGUUAUAAUACUUUAUGGAAGAGGGCGUGAUUGGAAUUGCACUUGUGAUAUUGUGAACCAUUUCAGUUAAAUCUUUAACCAUUGUUGUAGGAAACUGUUUGUCUCAAGUGUGGCGAUAAAGGCUUUGAAGUUGCAUUGGUUUUUUGCUCUGGGUGUCAGGCUUAUGCGCUACAUAGGUACUGUUUAAAGGGACCUGUGAUUUUCACCGGUCCUGUUAAAUGGUUUUGUGAUGAUUGUGUAAAAAGGCUAAUGUUACCACCUUCUCUCGACCAAUCUACACCUCUCUCAUCUGUAACAAGAAACUACAAAAAUUUGGAAAAGAAUGCAAUCCAAACCACAAGAGUAUUUACAAAUUGCGAAGAGAGAGUGAAGAAACGCAAUAAACUGCUAAAAAAGAAGAAUAAAAAGGAACAUGAGAAAGGAAAAGUCAACUCUGCCUUCGUUGAUGAAACAAAGGGUGUACUAUCCAGUUCACAUGACCUUCAGCAUCCUCAACACAUUAUCAGCAGUGAGGAAGAACGUGAGGUAACGAAUGAGUGUGAAGCAGCUCCAAGGGAUGUAACUAAUUCUGAUUUAGGUCUCCAAUCUGUUCCAUUUGCUGAAGGAGCUACCUGUAAUGAUUCAAGUUGUAUAGAAUUAUACGGUUGUGUUCAUGCACAGCCUUUAAUUGAUCCGAUCUGGAGGGGAAGUAUAUAUCUCUGCAAUGAAACUAUUGGUGCUGUAAGUGGACUUCUUGCUCAUAUGUCCGAUUUAGCAUGCUCCAAAGUUGUAGAGGAGACAGGACAUUUCCCAGAAGUGCUUCAUGCAGAAUUGGUUCCAAGGUCUACUGUGUGGCCCGAAAGUUUCAAGAGUAGGGAGCCAACUGAUCAGGACAUUGCUCUUUUUUUCUUUCCCGACAGUGAAGGAGCUGAGAAGGUCUUCGACGCUCUGGUUGAUGAUGUCAUUUGCCAUGAAUAUGCCAUAAGAUUUGUGGCUAAAAAUGCAGAGCUUUUAAUUUUUCCUUCCACCGACCUCCCAAUCUCUUGUUGGAGAUUUGAAGCUAAAUAUUAUUUGUGGGGUGUCUUCAAAAGAAAGCACACUCGGGAACAGUGAAAUAAUGCUGCAUGCAGAGAUUGACGAAGCUCUUAGGUUAGCUUAACCAUAGCCAUAGACAUAGUCCAUCAUCCAAUAAGCAAUAGUGCUAACAGCUACAGUUCUAAUGCGUAGCACUCCUUUGCUCACUGUCACUGAUGUAAUGAUCAUAUUACAAGCAUGUUGAGGAUUAGAGUGAAUAGAAUAUAAUAGAAUGUGAUGAAAGCAAGAGUUGGGAUGGUACACCCUUGUUGUGACUACUUCAUUGUCCGAGAUAUAAGCAUACAUGGAUGUUGUAGGAACCAUUUGAAACUUCCUCAUUUUGUCUGACCAAAGUCUUUGAUUGUUGUAACCGGUAAGCACUGUGGCAUUUGUUCAACAGUCUCGGCGUUAAUGUGCCAUAAUCUAUCUUACUGAAACGUUUUUCAUCACAAUGUUAUUUGUAUUUCAGGAAGGUUUGGGCCUGUAA
Vigna umbellata (rice bean) is the source of this 1907-nucleotide messenger RNA. Its product is annotated as PHD finger-containing protein 1-like. Gene Ontology annotation, biological process: negative regulation of transcription elongation by RNA polymerase II. The record is from RefSeq and is a predicted model, not a curated record. Gene Ontology annotation, molecular function: histone reader activity. NCBI's taxonomy places the organism in Eukaryota, Viridiplantae, Streptophyta, Magnoliopsida, Fabales, Fabaceae.